AUGGCGGAAGCCACACCGAGGUCGGCGUCCAACACAUCAUGGCCUCCAAUACACUCUUCAGUCAAAGACAAGCUCGACCCAGCAUUUGUCACACUGUACAACAACGAUGUCAUCCCAAAUGCACCAGCCCCAUCUCAAGACAUACAUAUCAUACGAAAGAACUUCAGGUUGCUAUUUCGCGGUAGCGCUCCAGAUGGACAAGAGCCAAAGUACAACAUGCAAGGUCGCGCUCCUCAGAUCAAAGCAUAUGCAACAGAUUGGGUACCUGAGUGGGAGGGCUAUCCCGGCUCGAGUCCAGAAAUCCUGGAGAAGGAGCACCGUUGCGGCGACAUCGAGAUCAAAGUCUUCAAGCCAUAUCUAGCCCGAGACGACCACCUACCAACUCCCGUCCACUUCACAUUCCAUUCCGGUGCUUUCGUCGCCGGCGAUGUCUUGACAGACUACCACAGCGACUACACCAUCUGCGCUGGCGCAGAAUGCACCGUCAUCAACAUCGGCUACCGUCUCGCUCACGACACCCCCUUUGGCGUCGGCAUCAUGGAUGCUCUGCGCGCCGUGCAAUGGAUCCUUGCUUACCACGACGCCUAUUCGAUUCAGCCCGACAACUUCACCCUCGGUGGCGUCAAUGCAGGCGGCACAAUCGCUUUGCUUCUCGCUCACUUACUCCGUGACGCCGAUACUCCAGGCCUCAAAGGCGUCGUGGUCGGCACACCUCUAAUCAGCGAUGUCCGCAAAUUGACCCACCCCGAAAUGAGUCCCUACCCCAGCAUGUCCGACUUCCAACACGCGCCCAUGCUCGACUGGCAGCGCAUGAAGCUGCUUGACGUCUUCAAGUCCACAAAGACGAACCCCUCACGCGACCUGAACCGAUGCCUCCCAUGGUUUCUGGAUCUCAUGAAGGCGCCAAACCUCAAGAACGUCGCACCGCUGACGUUCAUCGGCACGGCGGAGAUCGAUCCUAGAUGUGAUGAGGCGGAAGAGUAUGCGAAUUAUCUGAGAAGUGAAGGGAACGAUGUGCGAUUGAAGCGAUACCCGGGCGUGCCGCAUCAGUUCAUGUACUUCCCAGAACGACUGCAGCAGGCGCGGGAUUACCUCAGGGAUGUGACGGAAUGUGUAAAGGAGUGUCAGGCGAGGAAGAACGACGUGAGCCACGCGUCGAUGCAACAAGCCGGUCAGCGGAAAGCAGCACAGAGUGUAGGCAAUCCUGUGCUCAUGAGCAACCACCAUCAGGUUGACAAUCCGGACGCCAUGGUGCUGGACACCGGAUUGGUGCUGCCAAGCUAG
Messenger RNA from Cyphellophora attinorum, 1284 nucleotides. RefSeq names its product AB hydrolase superfamily protein. The coding region runs from base 1 to 1284 and encodes 427 amino acids. The record is from RefSeq and is a predicted model, not a curated record. Gene Ontology annotation, molecular function: hydrolase activity. NCBI's taxonomy places the organism in Eukaryota, Fungi, Ascomycota, Eurotiomycetes, Chaetothyriales, Cyphellophoraceae. The transcript has a single exon.